Messenger RNA from Pseudomyrmex gracilis, 10074 nucleotides. RefSeq lists its product as uncharacterized. The transcript has 11 exons. The record is from RefSeq and is a predicted model, not a curated record. The coding region runs from base 347 to 9334 and encodes 2995 amino acids. Lineage: Eukaryota; Metazoa; Arthropoda; Insecta; Hymenoptera; Formicidae.
AUAUUUUACGAUUUGACAAAAUAAAUUUUCAACGAAAUGUGAAUCGUUUAUACAAAGUUGCAUAUCGAUCUCGUCUAUCUGAGAAAGUUAAACAGUAUAACAUUUCGCGCUUCGUUGAAUCAUAUUUGUGCAAUACGUGUAACUCAUUGCAAUUGAUUCGCACGCAGAUGGAAGGAAAGGUUUUGGUUAUGUUUGCACAAAAAUAAAUAAAUGAACAAUAAAACGUGACAAGACACGCUGAUUUGUUUGAAUUGCGAGAGUUUCACGUACUGCUGGCGAAAGAAUCGAAUAUAAAUGUAUAGUGGUAGCAAGUGUAUCAGCGUCCGCUAUAAGGAACGUCAAAACUAUGUCGCAGAAUUCUGAAAUGGGCCUCUUUGGCUCAAAGGACUCGAAUCGAGAACAAAAAGAAAAAUCUUCGAAGGAUAAUUCUCCAGCACAAUAUGCUCCGUAUGGCAGUGACAGCGAUACUGAAACUUAUGACACUGAAGCUCUGAGCAUGAUGGAUAUCAAUGACAUAAUUGGUGUGCAAUCAGGUGAACAAGUUGGUGACUCGACAUUGGAGAGUGAAAUUGCUGCACUUACACAGAUUAUCACAGAAACUAAGGAUUUGACUUCUCAGUUAAGGGAUCCAAGUACAGAAACAAAACAGAUUUCAUCUACAGCAUCAAGUUCUAUUUCUGAUUCUGUUUCUAUUGAAAAUAUAGAGAAAACUAGCAUUACUGAUGUUGAUGAUUCCAGUGUUAAAACAUCUGCUGAUAAUAUCCAAGAAAUGCAAACAGAGAGCACAUCUGAUCAUACUGAUAAAAAUGUGACAUGUGAAGAUAAAACUUCCAACAUAAGUAAUAAUGGAAUACUUGAUGAUACAUCUAUAGUUUGUACAUCAGAAUCGUCUUCCAAGGACUGUAAGUCAAAUACUGAAACUACUUCUGUAACUGUUAAGUCAGACAUUUCUCAGGAAGUUUCUCAAAGCCAGCUGCAAAAAGAUGCCAUCAAACAUGAGAGAGAUAUUGAGGAGAAAACUCAGUCUUUUGAAGAAACUGAGAUUCAAAAUGAAUCCACAAACAGUACACAACCUAUGAUAACAGUUAGCAGCAUCAGCAAAAGCUUGCAGUUAAUAGGAGAAGCAUAUAACUCUGAAGAUUCUGAGGAAACAGACAUAAAUGAUAAUGAUUCUCAUGUAUCUAAAGAUACUCCUUCAAUUUCUGUCUCUGAAGAAUCUUCAUUGUUCAGUAUUUCUAAGAAGUUACAAGAUGAGGAAAAUAAUUCUAAGGAAUCCAAUUUAUUGGGAGAAACUACAAAAUCUUCAGAGACAACAGAAGAUGUGAAUAUUGGAGAAGAAUCAAAUGUAAAAGUAGAAAACUUUGCUGAUAGUAAACUAGUAAGUUCAAGUGUAAAAGUUAAAGAAAUAGAAGAAUCCAAUCAAAAUGAAAUGUUGAAACAGGAAGAAGAACAAGAAUCAGUUUUAAAAGAAGAAGAAAACAAAGAUACUCCUGUGCUAAAUAAAGUCAUAGAAGAAUCUAUUGAUGAUGAGAAAACAAGCAUAUGCGAAGAAGAUAAAAACACAGAAAUAGAUAAAACAGAUACAGCUGUAAAAAAAUCAGUGCAAGAGCAUCAAACUUUUAUCAAAAGUAAAGAAACUGCAGAUAUGUCUGUUUCUUCCGCGUCGUCGGAGGAAAUAAUAAAAAAUACAGAAGAAAGUCAAGAUAUUAAAACUGAAAAUGUAUCAGAAUUAAAUGUGCUAACUACUCCUGAAACAGAGCAAAGUAAUUCUUCUAGCGAAAACAAAUUACCAGAUAAGAAAAGAAAACUAACUGAUGAUGAUUCUCUAGCUGAAGAUAAUAUAAAGGAACUUAUACAAUAUACACCUGAGUGCAAAGAUAGGGAUACUGUUUUAGAAUCUGCAAAUAAACAGGAUUUUAUAUCAUCUGAUACAUCUGAUAAGAAAGUAAAUAUGUCAGAAAUGAUAAGUAAGAGUGAUCAUUCUGAAGAAGCAAAUGGUGCUAGUAAAACCUCUCAGACGACACAGAAGAUUUCUCUGGAACAUGAUAAGACUAGUGGUAAGUUUGAUAAAAUUUGUCAUGAAAUUUUUACAGAAAUCUCGUCAAAAAUUACAGAUCGCAAAGAAACAAAUGAUACUUCUGCUAAUUCAGAUAAUGUGAAUUUGAGUAGUAUAAAAGAAAAGAAAAAAUUGACAUUAAUGGAUGAAAGCGUUGUUUUAACUACAUCAGAUACAACUAAUAAGGUAGUUUUAAAAGAAAAUACAUCAUUGAGUCAUCCAAAAAAAGAAAUAAGUGAAACAACCAGUGAGCAAUCUGCAAGUGAUCAUUUAGAGGAAGUAAAUUUACAUGUACACUCUGAUUUAGCGACACAGAGUGAUGUAAAAAGUCCAGUACCUACUGAUAAAGAGUCCAUAUCUAUCGAUGUUAAUUCUAUAAAAACAGCUACUUCCACAGAAGAAAAUGUGCUUACAGAAGCAGUUGAAAAAUUAGUUCAAAUUGUAGAAGACGAAUCUGUUUCAUCUGUGUCGGAAAAAGCUGAAGUAAUAAAAAAUCCAGUAUCUUAUGAACUUGAAGAGUCUUGUCCUGUUCCAUCAUUAAAUCAAGACUCAAAUAACACAACUGAAAAUAUAAAUAAGCCAUCACAUGAAACUGAAGAAAUUCAGGAGAUAAAAUUACCAGUUGAAGUCUUAACUUUGAACAUAGAUCAGGAUAAAAUACAACCAACCGAAAAUAAAGCAGAAGAACCAUUCAAUCAAUCCGAAUCGGAAAAAGAUGUCAAAAGUAAAGAAGUUGAUUCAGGCGCUAUGCAACUAGAAGAAGGUGUUGUAGAAAGUACCGCGCGGAAUUUAGAAGAAGAUAAAAUUAAGGAAAAUGUUACCGAGAUGUCAUCAGAUGAGACAGAAAUCAAAGAAAGCAAAACUCUUGCGUCAAGUUUAGAAGAAGAGAAAAAACCUCAAGAAGAAGAAAAAAUUAAAAAAUCUGAUGAAGACAUUGAAGAAAAAGAAAAUGAUGAAGCAAAAUUAAAAUUACGCGAUAAAAGUACCAAAAUACUGGAGAGAGGCUUGGGAGAAUCAGUCGAAUCAAGUGACGCAACGCCAAUAAUCGAAGAGAAAAAUAUGGAAUCAAUUAUAGAGGAAUCUUCUAAUGUCGAUUUAAAGGAUGUAAACUCGAGUAUCGCUAACAUCAUUGACAUUUCGUUAUUACAAGAAGACUUGAACGAAAGAGUGGAUUCCGAAAAGUUAACGGAGGGACUGUCUCAAGAUGCAGUGGAUAUGGACACCGAAAAUGUCGCACCAACUAUUGACUCUUUAGAAGGUCUUCUAGGUUCUUUUAUACCAAAUAAUGAAAAUUCAUUGAAAGAUAUGAAAUCUGAAGAUAAAAUUCCGAUAGAAGAAACAGUGAGCAAAGAUGUUGAUAUGGAUAUUUUAUUGGGUCAGGCAGAUCAGAGUGACGCAACUAUCACCCAAGAUUCAAGCUACAUUACAGACGUGAUUGCUGAUUGUUUGAGCAGAAAUGAUGAAAUAAAUGAAGGUGAUGUCAACAUACCGGUUAACGAUAAAAUCACUGAAAACGAAGAUAGCGAAUUAUUAAAAAUGAAUGAAGAUAUGAGUGCGGAGUCAGUAAAUGAAGCUGCUGAAAAGAUGGAGGAACCUCUUAUAACAAAUAGCGGUUUGCAACAAAACGAUUUAGAUAUAGAUUUCGAAAAUAAUCAGUUGGAAUCUGUCGAAGAACUGGAGGAAAGUGAAACCAAGCUGGAAUUGCCGCAAGACAUUUUGGAGGGCGUGAUGCCGAGAAGUAAUCGAGAGAACACUGAUACCCCGACUGUCAUCGAGAAUUCACAGUCAAGUUCGGAAAUAUCCGAGUUGGAAUCCGCAGUGAAAUUCUUGCAGGAAUCCGAGGAACAAAUAAUGGAUUCGCCGCUGGUUCUUUCGCCCAAGAUGGUAGACAGCGUCGUUGAUGAUAUAACAAAACAGGCUAAUGCGGAUCUUUAUGCAUCCGAUGAAACUGAUAAUUACGCUAACGUCGAAUCUGAAUUAGCUGAUCUGAGAGACGUCUCUGCUGCAGACUCCAUCUCUAUUUCCGAAGCCGAGAUCAUCUCGGAGGCUGCGAAGCUGGAGAGCGAACGAAAAUUCGCGGAACAGAUGCAGAACGCUUCUGAUACAGAUACGGAAGAGAAAAUGCCUGAAGAAAUAAACGAAGAAUUGAAUGAAGAUACGGAGAAUUGCACAUCAAAAACUUCGUCCGAAAUUGCUCCCAUCGAUAAUUCUCUGAAUGUACAAGCAGCGGAACAAUUGCAAGAAAAGAAACCUAUACCUGACAUCAGACUGUUAUCGAGUGAGAGUAUUCUGAAGACCGAACUGUUACUUCCAAGAACGUCGAUAUUGGAAGAACGAUUGAGAGAACCACCGAAGAUCGAGAUACCAGAUUCAGCAAAGGUAUUGGAAUCUUCUAUCAGUCCGAAUGAUAGCCUUCUCAUUCCGAAGGAUGCGAAAGCAAUGGCGAGGAUGUUGGAAUCACCGAAAUCGAUCGACAAGAUAGAAUUGAAGACCACUGACACACCACGUAAAGACUCCGAAAAAUACUCGGAAUUCGAGAAUGUUGGCUCGCCAAGAAUAAUUCUAAAGAUCGCUAAAUCCGCGAUUACUGAUUGCAGCGAGCCACGAUCGCCAAAGAGCCCGAAGAUCCGAUCGGCCACGAAUUCACCGAAUCCGGAGGAUAGUCCGGGUCAGAAGUUAGGGAAGAUCAAACUGAAACUAUCAAAAGGUGGCCAUCCUUCAAUAAUAUCUAAUGAGAAUGUAGAAGAGACAAGUCAGUGGCAUACCACUGACAGUUCGUCAGUAUCUCCCCUUGGAAUGAAAAUCAAGCUGUCAAAAUCCGGUGACGCUUCUAUCGUGAGUACAGAGAAACAUGACAAUUCAGAAGAUUCGAAGGAGACAAAGUAUAAAAUCGAAGAACCUAAAAGAACAGAUUCGCCAAUCGGUAUGAAAAUAAAAUUGUCCAAAUCAGGGGAUGCUUCGAUAAUAUCUGAUUCUAGACAGCAGGAUUCGAAGGAAGCUUUCGCAAAACACAAGGAAAAGCUCGAAAUACCGCAAGGAAGUCCAAAGAGAACUGAAUCUCCAAUCGGAAUGAAGAUUAAACUCUCUAAGACUGGCGAUGCUUCUAUCAUUCAGAAUGAUAGACAAGAUCAUCCUUCGGAAGAGCAUAAAGAGACCGCACCAAAACGAACUGAUUCCCCGAUUGGCAUGAAAAUUAAAUUGUCAAAGACUGGCGAUGCUUCUAUCGUGUCUCCGGAUAUCUCUGAAGAUACAAAAGACUCGUCUUCGAAGAAAGAGAAGCAAGAUUAUUCGGAACCGAAGAGAACGGAAUCUCCGAUUGGAAUGAAGAUAAAAUUAUGUAAGAACAAAGGUAGCGCGUCUAUUAUUUCUGUAGAUAAUAUUGAAGAUACGAGAGAGAAAAUUGAAGCAUCCGAUUCGUCUAAACGCACUGAAUCACCUCUCGGUAUGAAGAUAAAAUUAUCUAAAACAGGAGACGCGUCUAUUAUACAUUCUGAAGUUACAGAUGAUGUCAAAGAAACUAGAUACAAAGAAAAGUCUGAAAUAACUGAAGAUAGAGAAAAGACACCAGACUUUUCUGGAAUUAAGAUUAAGAUGCCGAAGGCGGUGGUGACGUCAACAUCGUCAGAUGCGUACGAGGAGCAGGACGUUCCUCAAGUUCCCGAAUCUUCUCUAACCAACAUUUUGAAGAUCAAGGUAUCUAAAUCUGGCGACGCUUCGGUAAUAUCCGAUAAAACGGAGUCAGCAAGUGAAGACUCGAAAUCACGGGAGGAUCAGACAGAAGCACCACAAAGAACAGAAUCUCCGCUUGGCAUGAAGAUCAAGCUGUCUAAAAGUGGCGACGCUUCGAUCAUACAAAACGAGGCUGUUACCGAAGAUCAAAAUAAGACCAUGCGUGUGUCCGAUGUGGAAUAUUCCAAAAGUGGCGAUUCAUCUAUCGGAAUGAAGAUCAAGCUGCUUAAGACAGGCGACGCUUCGGUGGUGGAAACACCGUCUUCUACAUCUUCUUGCGAGCGGAAGGAUAAACAACAGAAGCGCAGAGACGCUGCUGACUCGCCACUGGAGAUGAAGAUCAAAUUAUCGAAGACCGGACAUCCCACAAUCGUGACUUGUGACAGUCAUGAAUCUUCCAUACACAAAAAGGAUUCGGCAACUGUAGAUCCUGCUCUGAACUUUCCUCACAGAUACAUGGAUCACGUCGCGGUGCACAAAGAACCUCCAUUAAAGAUUCUUAAAACCGGCCAUCAUUCAUCUCUUUUGCAAAGCAACCGGUCUGAAGUAACAAUUGAACCGGUCCAAAUACAGAAUAAGAAACAGCAAACAGAAAGUGUUCAGCAGCAACUUGAACUCAAACGUAAGGAUAUGACGAUUUCGCCAGUGGAGAGCAAGAAGUCCAAGCUGGAGCAGCUUUCGCAAAUUCUACCGGAAGUUACUAUCCAACCGGUGUUAUGUCGGGAACAGAAGCAGCAAGAGCAGCAACAACAGCUGUUGUUUGAUCCGAAAACAAGUUUGAUCAGUCGACAACAAAUGAAUGUGAUCAAUCAGGAGAUCAGUAUCACGCAAGUACGACCGACAACAGCGUCCCCGUCGGACACACCAUCAGUAAGUGAUAAGCUCAAAGACAUUCUGGGCAAAACCACCAACUCGCCAGGCGGAUCCUCGGAUUGCGAGAUUAUUGAGCACCGUCCGGAACUGAUAAUCGUCAACGAGAACUCGAACUCCAGUCAAGACGUCGUCAUUAUAGAAGAGGUGACGCCUCAAAACAAAGUGACUGAUAUCAAGGUGCCAAAGAAACGAGGUAGACCGCGAAGAAAUCCGCAACAACAGUUGCACGCGCAAAUGUUACUGGCCAGAGAUCCAUUGGCCUUAGACGCGCAACAAGUCCCUCCUCAACCGCUCGAACAUAGAGAAAAUGAAAGACCUAAAAGAACCUGUAGAAAUCAGAAGAGUUACGCUCCACCUAAACGAGGCAGAGGAGGCAGAGGUCGUGGUAAACGAAAAUUGGAUAAUGUGCAGCCUCAUAUUGGAAAAAAGUCUCGUAUAGAACAAGACUUGUCAGCUAUAGAGGCAUCGACGAUGGCUGUCAUUACCAUCGAUACACCAGUGCAACAAGAACCGCUCGACAAAUCGUCGGAAUUAUACAAGGCACUGAAACAGCCGCCUAUAGAUCGUAAGAGCAUGAAUCCCGUGUGUAAGAUUGAAAAGCACGUUUUAUUAACAAAUCGCAAAGAAACGGGAAAGAAGGAUGUCUCUUGUAAGGUCGCGGAUUCCGAUAUCGCGCAAUUGGAUCCUGAUAGAUCGCCGAGCGCUCAAGAGGAUCAAUCGAAAAUGUCCGCGAAUCAAAUAAAUCCGUUGGGUUCGAAAAUCACCGAUAAGAAGUCGGUUGUGGAAAUCGUAUCAGAGAAAACACAAAAGACGACAGCGAAGCAGUAUGCCGAGAAUAAGAAUAAAGUAUCGGAUGGAUCAGGCAGAGGAUCCGAGAUUAAAGAGAUACCUGUACCACCUGGGCAUUCAAACUGGUUGACGCCGACGUCAACGAAGAAACAAGCAGACGCAACGAUCAGAGGUGAAACGGUAUCGACAGUCCAAGUGAUCGACGAGGAAACAAGAAUGAGUGCUGAAUCCGGUUCAAGGUCUCAGACACCGGCUAGAAAUAUACCAGCACCCGCUUCAGAGACGACAAUAAAUGAGGAAUCGCAAGGUAGUGUUCUGAGCACCGCUACAACAGAAUCGGAAAAAGUCAAAGUGAAGAACCGAAGAAUGGAAAUUAAUUUUGAUCCCGAUGAAGGACCUUUCACUGUUGACAAAAUAGCAGAAUACGAAUGGCCAUUGGAUCGAAAGGGCGAAACCUUUAUGAUACAGGAACAGAUCUCGCAAUAUCUCGGAGUGAAGUCUUUUAAACGCAAAUAUCCCGAUCUCAAACGUAGAGUAGUUGAUAUGGAAGAGAGAAAUUAUUUGAGAGAAAAUGGAUUGGUUAGUGAAUCAAUGUGUGACAUGGGAUUAACUGCGGUGUGUAGCUCGGAAGUACUGGAUAUUAUGUGCAGCGACUUUCCCGAUCAGUACGAGGAAUAUCGCAAGCAUAUGCGAGAGAAGCAAGUCAAAGAACAUUCCAAGAAGCAGAAAGAACUGACCGCCGCGGCAAACGCGGAAAGAAAUAGAAUAGAUCUUGCGGAAAUGGCGGUACAGUCCGCGUUAUCGUGGAACAUGAGUUUAAAUAAAGCCCGUAGGGAGAAUCGAAAGUGUUGUUUAGAUUUACAGACUUUUACGAUCCACGUGCCAAAGAAGCAACAGAAAGUUGAUCCGGAACACAAAGUGGGUCAUUAUCCUGUAGCGCUGAUACCUGGUCAAUAUACCGAUUAUUAUCGGGAGUACACGCCUGCGGAAUUGAGAUAUUAUCCGUUAAAUACGGUCUUGUACGGACCCACGCGGCCUAACGAACGUAAAUUCGAUAGUCAGUCCGAAGGUUCUCAAAGUGAUAGCGAUAGCGAAUCGUCCUCUGACGACUCGAGUUCGUCCUCCAGCGAAGGUACGCAAGACACAGAAGAAUCUCAAUCGACCAUGGACGACGUAGACAUGGAAAUCUCAAACUCAAAAGACAAUGUAAAGUUCAAAUGCAAGAUGUGCUUGAAAGUUCUGAACAAACACAACAUGUCCGAAAUAUUAAUCCAAUGUGGUACUUGCAAUGGAAACGUCCAUCCAUCCUGUAUAGAUUUAACAUUGGAUAUGGUUCCGCACAUUCAAUCGUAUGCAUGGCAGUGCACCGAUUGCAAAACAUGCGCACAAUGUCACGAUCCUGCGGAUGAAGACAAAAUGCUUUUCUGUGAUAUGUGCGAUCGUGGGUAUCAUAUUUAUUGUGUCGGUUUGCGACGAGUGCCACAAGGCAGGUGGCAUUGUCAAGAAUGCGCUGUAUGCGCGAACUGCGGGUCAAGGGAACCCGGUGGUGCUAAUUCAGACAGGAACAGUGUUGCGCAAUGGCAGCACGAAUAUAAAAAAGGUGAAAAAAAUACCAGAGUGUAUGUUUCAACGCUUUGUGUACCGUGUUCAAAGCUCUGGCGAAAGGGUCGCUAUUGCCCGCACUGCAGUCGCUGUCAUACUGCCCAAAGGCUCGACCUGGAAGUGAAUCUAGUGCAUUGCAGCGCAUGUGACAAGUAUCUGCACUUAGAAUGCGUGGAGACCAAGGGAGUAGUAAUAGACAAGAAAAAUUAUCAGUGUGAUUUCUGUACACCGUCGAGUCGCCAUCAAAUGACAAAGUCUUUAGUAUCGAGAAUGCUCAAAACAUGAACAUUAUCAUUAUAGUAAUGUCACACCAAGAAAACAAUAUCGAGCUAUAUGGCAUGUGUCAAUGUGUGCCGGUGCAGUGUAGUGCCCAAAAAUUUUAAAUGUUUCAACACAGUUCGAAUAAUUUUCGACUUUUCUUUUUUUAACUACUUGACAUUUAUGACGAAUUAUGUUAGGCAAAGAAGAAAUAUAAGCAACCAUUACGAAGUUAUUAAAAAUAGUUCGAACAGUCGGAAACCGUCCAAGCUAGCCGUUUUAAUGGUUCCGCUUUCAAACUGUUCAAAUAACUCAAGCGAUUUGUUUAAGACUAUUGUAUAAUCCUAAUGUAAUAUAUUAUGUUAAAAUAGCUAAGUUUCUUAUGUAUGGAAUAUACAAGAGAUUUUUCUCUCGAGUACUUUCGUGACAUGUAUAUAUAACGCUUCAUAGGAUGACUAUUCCGUGAAUGUUUACUAUUUACGAUUCAGAUUAUAGCAAGUUUGCAACAAACACUAUCUUAAAAAAAGGUUGUAUGUUUAUCCCGUUUACGAAAAAAAAACUCUUGUCAAAAUUAUUAAAUAUAUAGAAUGUGUAUUAAAAGUCGUGUACUUUUCCUAAUUGUAACUUCUUUUAGAAAUAUUUGAUUUUUUACAUAUCGUGAGUUUUUCAAAUCACGCCUUUUUUAACUUUUGCAUUUAUACGAUGUUACAAUUUUGUUAGAUAAAAAUUAAUAUUUAAUAAUAUAAAAAUAAAAGAUAUUAAAACAU